AUGGAAUCACGAGGAAGAAAAAUUUUAAGUAUGGUUCUUGAUGAUCAAGCCAAUAGGCAUACCGAGGCUACUGAGGAGCCUCAGAUUGCUGAGUAUUUAGAAUACACCUGUGUUAAUGAAAAGGACCACAAUACGGCAAUAACUAUUCCAAACAUUAAUUCAUCGACGGAUUCGUCGAAGAGAACAAUGGUUGAAAAAUGGAUAGAUAGUAAUAACUUUGAAAAUCAGGAUCCUAUGCUGUUAAACAGUGAGACUUCAGAAGCAGUAAAUACACCCACUAUAACUGCAUCGGAUACAGAUGAUAUUACGGUUGAGAAAUGCACAGACAGCAAUGACUAUAAAAUUCAGAAGCCUAUGUUAGUGGAUAUUUCGGACGGAGUAAACCCACCCAUUAUAAAUAAAACCUCAGGUAAUGAGGAUUCCGAUUCCUCAAAUAAUGGAGGUUUUUCACCAUCAGAAGGUUCAGAAUAUAAGCCUCCAAGUUGUGCGAGGGAGAUUGAACGCAACACUUCUAGUUCCAGCAGUAGCUCUUCUAGUUCCAGCACCAGGUCGCCUCAGCCUAUUACGGUUGAUUUGGAAAAUGAUGAAGGUAAUAUUGAAACAGAACCAACUUUCCGCACAAAUGAGGAUAAUGUUGUCCUAGAAUCGAAUAGAAAACGGUCUAGAAAAUGUGAAAGAAAUAUGAGUGUGUGGAAACAAGUUAUAUCGAAGCAUUUAAAGAACAGUGGCCUAGAGUAUAUAACAAAGAGAGGAAAAGUUGUAGCAGCAAAAUCUAUUCUUCCUCCUUGCACUAACAAAUGCCGACUAUCGUGUUCCACUAAAGUUUCUUCUGAAAAGAGGAACAUCAUUUUUAAAUCCUACUGGGAACUGGGAACACAUCAAAGACAAAGAGAUUUUCUUGCGUCCUGUGUCAAACAAAUUCAUCCUGCAACCCGAAGAGUCACAGUCACUGUUAAUAGCACCUGUAAGGAACCAAGAAAACCAAACUCGAGCUUCUACUUUAUAAUAGAUGGAAAAGUAGUUAGGGUUUGUCGGACAUUUUUGCUAAAUACAUUGGUUAUUGGUGAAAAAACUUUACGAAAUGUAAUUGACAGUGUAUCUAUUCAUGCUUUGAGUGUGAGUUUUACUGAUAAACGUGGAAAACACGGCAAACAUUGUAAACUUACUGAUGAAGAAAUACAAUCAGUUCAUGACCACAUAAAUUCGAUCCCACGGACGGAGAGUCAUUACCUAAGGGCGAAUACAACUAGAGAAUACAUAGAUGGAAGUUUAUCCUAA
Molecule: messenger RNA, 1278 nt
Organism: Parnassius mnemosyne (clouded apollo)
Lineage: Eukaryota; Metazoa; Arthropoda; Insecta; Lepidoptera; Papilionidae
Source: the annotation of a GenBank genome assembly